UUCUCCCUUCUUUUUGCCCGGCUGUGUGUGCGUGCGUGCGUGCGUGUGUGCUUUUCACCCGUUUUGUGGGGUAUUUGCGCGUUCUGCAGCUUAAUAAUAAUGGUGCUUCAGCAGCAAGAAGCAGACAACCAGAAGGACACCGACGUCGUCCUUACCAGUGGCGGCGAUCAUCUCCUCUCUAGCCCAAUGUGUACUUGUCGUGCAUAGUUGUGUGAGUGCGUGGUGGAGUUGUUAGGGAAGCGCGAUUUAUUCUAGUUCGCGGUGCAGCAGAAGCAGCCGAAUGAUGCGAGGGUGUGCGCAUAGAUGAAGCAGGGAGUUAAGAAAAGGGGCCACCCCUAAACGCGGCCGUGGGGUGUGUAUUUUUUUGUUGUGUGUGUGUGCGCGCGUGUGUCUAGAGCUGUACAUGUGCGUCGUUUGCUGCUAGAGGAAAGGAUCCAUAUGCAGGAAUACGCGUGCACAGUGUUACAAUCUUAACCCAAAUGAAAAAAGACUCGAUGAACUGGUGAAAGUGAGUGUGUGCGUGUGUGUUUCAGUGUUUGCCAGUGGCACGACUCUCCCCGCCCCCACAGUAUACAGAACAAGAAACAGUGUGGUGAGACAUUCAUAUCCGGGGCCGUGUGCAUGUGCAACCGUGCCAGUGCAUCCUAGUGGUGGUUCCCCGUUUGUUUUCCCCCCGAAACCGUCCUCGCCACACACACGGGAUGUCGUGCUGUGAGGGCACACGGUCGCUUCACAAGCGCUACAAAAUAUCACUUGCCGGCACCGGGAAAGGUUCCCGGGCAGUGCCGGACCUGAUGCUACCGGCGGCUACAGCGGACGUGCGACCAGCACCGUCAUCAGCGUUAGCAGCAGCAUCGGAUGAUAGUAGCCGCGUGUGCGGCAUGGCGAUCGCGGACCUUACCACGCGCCACAGUGAUAGUAGUAGUAGCAGCAGCGGCAGCCACAGCGCCGCCACCAGCUGCCGUAGUACCCGCGACAGUGGUUUUAGUAUAAGCACUACCAAAAGUGACCCCCGGUUGAGCAGCGGCAGGAGUAUAGGCGAUAGCAGUAGACGAAGAAGUAUUAUCAGUCCCGCCCGCACACGCCGAAGGACGACAGUCCUGCGCCAGGGUGGCACCACGGCACAGGACACGGCCAGAAGGAAGCAGACCACCGUGUCGAGGCGGUUCGGGCGACUGUUGGUAGUUUUUGUAAGUAGUAUUCUGCUGCUGGUGCUCGCCGGGCCCGGCCGUGUUGGGGCCGUGCUGCUCGACACGGUCGGCGGCGUUGGUGGGCCGGGCGACGCGAAAGCGCCGGUGCAAGCGUUCGGCGAUGAGCUGGGCGGUGUAAACUUGGAACGGAGUAUAGCGGCCGUGUUUAGCCGCGUUGCUUACGGGUCCACCACGACAACGAAGCGUAGCAUACCGGACAACGUGUACGUGCCGAGUUUGACGACCGUCUCCACGCCGCUGCUGACCACGUUUAGGUACGAUAACAAGAAUAAGGACACGCUGGGUGGAUCGAGCCCUGGCGGUGGUCUGGGCGAUAAGGACUCGCACUACAACCAGCAGCAGAUCAGCGCUAACCACCGGAACUACGAGCUAGAUCUUGAGCGGGAUCACGUACUGCCAACGUCGGCCCCGAACGCGGAGAUUCUCAAGAGCAACAGUAAUCCGACCUAUCCGAACCCGAACCGCCAUCACAACCACGAUCGUCACCGGCACUCAAACUCGACGCCAUAUCCGCACGGUCACAACGCGAAAAAGGGCUUUCCAACCAACUCGAUGUUCUCAGGCGAUAUUCCAGCGUACUCGCCACCCUCGCGCACCUUCUUCACGCCUCCACUGCCCCGCAACUACACCAAUCCGUUCGCCGACAAGCCAACGCUGCGCGGUACGAACAGUGACAGCACGAUCAUCAACACGGGCACCUACGCAAACCGACGGCCGCUUCCACCGCCGAGCUUGAUGCCGGGACACGAACGAAUCCCAAUGCGCCCACCAGAUCUGGUGCCCGGUGCACCGGGAGCGGGUGGUCUAGGUGUGUCGCCGAACAACGCUGGAGGUUUGCCGAAGGUGGCCGGAAAUCCGGAAGCCGGUGGUGGCAUGAUACCGCCCGGCUCGUCGGGCCCAUCUUCAUCGCAAUCGAUGGAAGCCCAGCGGAAGAAGGCACUCAACACACCGUCGGAGAAGUCGAACAAGCUCGAUGCGGCCAAGGGUUACGAUGGCAAUAGCAAGCUGUUCCUGCUGGACGAGAACGCAAACUCGAGUGCGAUACUGCCGAACGGUAUGCACUUCCCGUCGAUCUCACGCAUUCUGUCCGGCUCGAACGGACGUCCGCAGAUGAUACCGGAUGUGUUGCUGCGGUCGGUAACGUCCGCUCCGCGCCCCAACCAACCGGCUUACGAUCUUGGCGGUGGAACCGGUGGUGCGACUUCGCUCAGCAAUGCCAAGAGUCCGGGAGGAGCGUUCGGAAACAGGCCAGUUGGGUUGGAUGGAGAUCGCGAUCGCGAUGGACUGACGAAUGGAGGUGGCGAUGGAGGAGGAGGAGGCGUUGGUCCAACUGGGGAUGGAGACGGCCGGCGUCACUUUGAGGAUGAUGAGGGAGAGAACGACGAGGAAGAUGAAGAUGAUGAGGAUGAUCCGUUUGAGGAGGGCGCCGCUAGACAGCAACCUGGCGGUGGUAGCACGUCUAACGUGGCCACUUCCACCGUCUCGUCAAUGCACGUCCAAUCGUCCUCUUCAUCACCGAUAACGCAACGGAUGCCGAAUCUUAACCUCAAGUCGGUCAUGAUCAAGAACGCGACGGGUGAGGAGGCUGGUGGCGCGGGGUACGGAAACGAUCGUACCUUCCCGGGUGAGAUAGCGGACUUCAGCACGUGGACGAUCGCGUGGAACAUCCACGUGUAUCUGUCAGCCAUCCUGUUCACCAUACUGGCCGUGUACUCGAUCUUCAAGAUCAUCUUCUACGACAAGCUGACGCACCUGUUCUCGCAGGCGUACUUCAUCAGCAUCCAUCUGAUCCUGAUCAUCAUCUGCCUGCUGCGCAUAUUCUAUCUCUGCUACGACGCGUACAACAUGCACUUCAGCUUCAAUCUGUUCGUGUCGGAGCUGCUGUUAAAUCUGCCCCUCACCUUCCUCACGACGACGUUCGCCGUCUUGAUUCUGUUCCUGUUGCUACGCUCGAUAAACCACAAAACGAACCGGUACAGCUCUAUCCUGAGACCGCUGACCAUCAUCAUCGGUUCGGUGGUGCACGUUACGCUGUGCAUCACGCUACAUCUGGUGGAAUCGUAUGAGACGAAGCAGUUCUAUCAUAAGCAGCAUCAGCUGCAGAGCAAACAGCUGCAGGCGGUCGGGGUGAUGGGUGGUGGACGCGGUGGUCAUGCACCGCCGACCAACAUCCAGAUUCCGCCGCGCGUUCUUUCGCUCAUCUGCCAGAUCAUUUACAUCUUCAUCUGUCUCAGUCUCGGCAUACUGUAUCUGUACAUGUACCGGCUGCUGAAGCGCAUCCUGCACAAAAGCCAGAACUACAUCCACGGGUAUAACAACCUGUCGUACGCGAUUCACAUCACGAUUGCGACGGCGCUGCUGUUCAUUCUGCUCGCCGCCCUGCAGAUCUACGGUGCCAUCAGUAUAAGCUCGCAGACGCGCGUCAAACUAUCGCCCAGCAGUGGACUCCCGGGAGAUGGUCCCGGUGGUCGACCUGGCGGUGGUGGAACACUGUGGGCAUCACACAUCGAGAUCGAUUGGUUCCAGUGGGGCUAUCAGUUCAGUAUACGGUUCAUUGAGAUUGUUAUCGUGGCGCUGCUUUCCUGGGUGACAGGGCUGAAGACGGGCACGUCGAAGGUGAUCCAACGCGAGAAGGACAUGGAGCAACCGAAUGCGAGUGGUUUUGCGCUUUUCCCCUGCACAUCCUCCUCGAGCCAGGAAAACUUCGAGACGGACUAUCCGGCCGUGUGCAAUACGAACCGGAAUCUGCACACCUACACGAUGCGCACCGGGAAACCCAUCUACGACGACAACUUCGCCCUGAACUCGCUCAAUCUCGAGCAAAACAACCAGCAGGACCUGCAGCUCGGUCCGCCGGGCGUUGGUCCUGGCAACGAGUUCCAACGAUCGCUCGAAACGAACAGUAUGCGAUCGUCCUCGCACAACUACAGCAACAACUACAAUGGCAGCAACAGCAACAACGAACACGGUCCCGAGCCGGGCGAUGAUUUCCUCAACGAAACGGAACCCAUGCCGGAUCACUACGAGAAUCCCAACUUUGAGCUGAAACAGCACCACCACCAUCAGCACAGCGGUAGUGGAGGUGCGUCCGCUAACCAGUACCACGACAUCAUGGACAACUGUUACUCGGAACCGAUCGGUGCACCCCAGUACGACACGAAAUCGCUCCGCGGACAGCCGUCCGGACAUCCGAUGGCACCGCCGCACCGGAAUUACGACUUCCAGAACUUCGAGCGGCCCAACUUUGAUCCGCAGCACAUGCAACCGACACUUCCGCAACCGUCCGCACUGAGUGCCGCCCAGUCAAUGGCACGCGGUGAGUUCCGUGCAUCGAAGAACCUGAAAACGCUCAAGAGUGGUCAGCUGCAGAACGAUCUUGGUGGUGGUGGUUCGAGUACGAUGGGCCACCAUCACUACAACCAUCACGCAAACAUGGUGGCACCGGGCGGAGGAGGAGGAGGAGGAGGCGGGCCGGGCGAUUCGUUCGAUCGGCGGAUCGGUGUGCGGAAGAGUGGCACGCUCAACAAUAUCGGUGCGAUGCACUUUAACCCGCACGGUAGCGGUCGGAACAACAACUCCAACUCGUCUGCGUCCUCUUCGUCGGCUUCUUCGAAUAAUCGGGCGAUACAGCAGCAACAGCAGCAGCAGCAGCAGCGCCGUGGCCCAAUGUCCGGCGCACAAACGCUAAGCUCCGCUGGCCAUCAUCAGCAGGCACCGCUGCCACCGCAUCAUCACCCUGCAGGACACGGUUUCCCGCAUCCCGGUAGCUUCAACGAUCGGCUGCUGAAUGGUGCGGCCGGCGCUGGGGAUUCACUCGAAAGGAUCGCUGCCGGCCAUGCCGGUCCGGAGGGUAACUUUGAGGACGGUGCUAGCAAUGGGUACUACCACAGCAAGAAGCGAUCGCGAGAAUCGUCCAGCUCGAGCUACACUGGAGGUCCGGUGCCGUACGCAACCAGCAACGAUCAUCAUCCCCAUCCGCACCAUCAUCCACACCAGGCGGUGGAUUCGUCUCCAUCGCCAACGGCCAGCAUCGGUGGUAGUGGAAACGGGACGCCCACUGGAGGAGUACCGCCCGGUAUCAACGGGACGACGUCCACCGCAACCGGUGUGCUGCCGGGUAAGAUGGAACGGGCCCAGGACAAUGGGAGCAUGCUGGUGGCCGAGCAAGGUUUCGUACGAUUCCGUGCGCUAGAGGAACCGACGUUAGGUUCGCGGACAAACCUGCGCGAUAAGGGUGGUAAGAUGUUCAUCAAUUCGUAAGGUGGGGUUGGUGUGGUGUGUGCGGUUGCUAGAAACCCGCCCAUUUGAAAAGAUUUCCCAAUCUGGUGAGCCACCGCUAAUUGCUACUUACAACUGGAACGCGGGAGCAGGGUGUGCGCGUUCGGUGUGAUGGGUGUCCGAGGGUGCUGUGCGUAUGUAAAUAGUUUGAAGAUGGGACAAAAGCAAAGGACGUGCAAGAACUGAUCUCCCUACUUGAGAGUGUGUAUGUUAGUGUUCGUGUGAAAGUGUGUCUCUCUCUCACUCUCAAGGUGUCUCUGCGUGAAACGAGACAUCGGCCUUCUUGGAUACAUUUCUUUUAACAAGAAUAAUUGUGUACGCUCUCUCACAUAAACACACACACACAUACGCGUGCGCCCAUUCGAGUUUCCUUGUAAAGGAAAUGGCGAUGGUGGCGCACUGCAGCAACACUAACUCCAUCCUGUCAUCUCCCAUUCCUGUGGGACGUGCUGGGAAUGCGAAAUAUGGGCUCAACAAAAAUGGCUUGGCCGUCAAUUAGAGACUUUUUCCGCCCCGCUGUAUAUGUGCGUGAGUGCGUGAGAGAGAUAGAGGGAGGGAGUACGGAGAAGCAGAAAGCAGAACGUUUCCAUGGAAACACGCAGGACUAACUACUAAGAAGAAUGGCUUGCCUACAUUUAGGCGCAAAUGUUAAAACAAACAGAGAAAAUCCAUUUGUUUUCGUUCUUGCAACAGCUUUCUCUAAUAUCAUCUUUGAAGCUUGUUAAAAGAACACACACACACAACAUAGAAAUUCACACACACACACACGUAAACUAAUUGUGAUGAUUUAAUCCGUCGUGUAUAUGGGAGGAUCCGUGUAUCAAGCAUGUGUUCGAGGAAGUGUUUUCUCAUCCCUUAAUUUUCUGCCCUCUGUGUGCGUGCGUGUGUAUGUGUACAGAAAAAAGCACUAAAAAAACAAUAGAAAUAUUAAUUUUCUCCCAAAAUUAACACCCGCUUUUCUUGCCAUAUGCCACUGUAAUGAGCGAACAAGAAGGGAUUGUUCGAAUGGACACACACACACACAAACGUAAAGUAAACCCUUUCACCCACCCCACCACCCUAAGGAGAAGGAUCAAUCCGCCAGCCGCUCCACUCCCGCAUGCCCUUCGCGACUGUCCGUGAUGUGAUGAUCGUGAUCGUGAUGGUGUUUUGUGCGCACGGACAAGGAAACAAGAAACGCUAGUCUGUUUUAUAUAAAUGUAAACUGUACAUUUGGACCUGUAUCUAUAAUAUCUAUAUAUAUAUAAAUGUAUAUGUGAAUAUCGUUUUAUUUUUAACAAAAACUAUUAUUAUUAUUAAAAAUUUACGAUUAAUUAUUAAUGAUAAUUCUGCAAGAGAAGCCGUUCGAGCGAGGUAGCUAAGUAAGGAGUGGUUUAUGUUUCAUUUGUCUUCUUAUCGUUUUCUUUUAUCACCUAAAAGCACACACAGAGAAAGUGAGAGUGUGUGUGGUGUUUGUGAGUUGUUUUAAAUUCGUGCUUAAUUUUAUAUGGCGCGACAAACUAGUUAAAGAACGAAUGAACGAAGACACUCACGGCAUACAAGGCACAAGGUGAUGAAUAAUAAGCAUUUAGCAGCAUAUUUUACUUUAAUAUAAUACACACACACAACACAUCGUUCUGUUGUGUAUUUUGUUUAAAAAAAACAUUCGUCCUUGUGUGAGUGUUCGUGAAGUAGAGCGUCCCCUCGAACGUGGCUGGAGGAGCGUGUGAUAGCGAUUGAUAGUGACGAAAAAAAGCUACUUAAUAAAAAAUACCGAAAAAUCCCCCCCCUUCGAAACUCGAUUGAAAGCCAAUGUGCAGACGUCCGUUUAGUUGUUUAAACUACUGCUAACAUAAAUAAAACAAAAAUGCUUAGUGUGUCUGUGUGGGGUCGCUGGUCCGAACUGAUUAUGAUGAAGCAGAAGUAUGUAAAAAGUUUAUGACAUUAGAGCAAACGAAAAGCUGGACCCGAUCACGAAUUUGUGUUUCUUCUUUCCCCUCCCUGUCUGUUGUCGUCUCACCGUUUUUCUAUGGUUUUCCUCUCCAUCUUCCCCCUCUCUCGUCUAAGCUGUGCAACACAUUUAAUAAAAAAAGACGUCAGGAAAUAGUUAAAAGAGAGAGAGAAGAAAAAAGUGAAACAAAUGUAUUAACUGAAAAUUAGAAACAACAAAAUGCAGCAGCACAGAACACAGAACAUAAUAACCCCACAAAGAAAAAAAAAACUCCCCAGCUCCGGGUAUUGGAAGGAUGGAAAAUAAAACAGGAAAAUAUAGAAGAAGUAAAAAGAAUCUGAGUAGAACAGAAAAAGAACACACAGACAAACAGCCAUAUAAAAAAAGGAAAACACACACACACAAUUUCUGCUAGCUGUUAGAGAAAAAAAGAAAGAGAGAGAGAGAGAAAACAAAAAAGAGAAUAAUAGACCUUCGACACGAAAUAGGUAAAUGAAACACGAAACAGAAACAAAAAAAAACCUGCCUGGAUUACUAUUACUGCAAACAAUAAAAAUGCAACACAAAAAGGACGCAGAAAGAAGCAGAAGAAGCAGAAACUUGCAAAAACAUUAAACAAAACCAAGCAAAUAGGAAAAAGCAGGACGAGCGGCGGACGUCGACACGCGGGACGAAGCGGGAGAGAAAACACAACAAAGCAGAAGAAAUAUAUAUAAAAAAGAAGGAAAAUAAAAGAAAAAAAACACAAACACACACACACACAAACAAAAGGUAUAUAAAUAUAAUUAUAACUGAUUAGAAGAAGAAGCGAAGUGAGUGAGUGUUGCGAGCGAAAAAUGUAAUGUGAUCGUUUAAAGCAGGAUCGCAUAUCGCCAGUAAAGUAAAAAUGUACUGGAAAAUGAUAUGAAAAACAGCUAGACAACACACACACACACGCUCGAUAACAAAACAAGUAAAAGAAAAAAUCGUUUAAAAGAAAGAG
Molecule: messenger RNA, 8401 nt
Organism: Anopheles stephensi (Asian malaria mosquito)
Lineage: Eukaryota; Metazoa; Arthropoda; Insecta; Diptera; Culicidae
Exons: 4
Coding region: 702-5471 (1589 amino acids)
Source: RefSeq, a predicted model, not a curated record